Molecule: messenger RNA, 2604 nt
Organism: Theobroma cacao (cacao)
Lineage: Eukaryota; Viridiplantae; Streptophyta; Magnoliopsida; Malvales; Malvaceae
Product: putative pentatricopeptide repeat-containing protein At5g52630
Biological process (GO): RNA modification
Molecular function (GO): zinc ion binding; RNA binding; protein binding
Source: RefSeq, a predicted model, not a curated record
GCCUAUCACUCGUCAUUUCUCAGACAAAUAGGAAUAAGGAUAACGUAACAGUUGAUGCUCCAUAACUCUUAUUACAUUAUAAUGCUGCAUUCAAAGCACUUUUAUUAUCCUUCCACCUUUCUUGAAUGGCUUCUUUGCCUUCUUUUGCCGGCAGUGGCAGUCUCAAGCUCGAACCAGACUCCAGAAAGCACUCCCCGGCUUCUCUUUCCACGGAUAAGAGUCCAAGCAUUUCUUAUCCAAGAACUCACAAGUUCACCCAAUUAGAUGGCAAGUCAGAAUCAGUUAGGUCUAUGGACUUCCAAGAAGCACUCUCCAGGAUAAAAGAUGGUUCAAGGAUUGAAACAUCUUAUUAUGUCCCCCUCUUGCAAGAAUGCAUUGACAGGAAUUCACUUGCGGGAGCACAAAAUUUACAUUCUCAUAUCAUAAAGACCGGAACUCAUGAAGAUUUGUUUGUCCUGACAUUCCUUGUUAAUGUUUAUGCCAAAUGUGGAGCCAUGGAAAAUGCUCGAAAAGUCUUUACCAGUUUACCUAGAAAAAAUGUUGUUGCCUGGACGACCUUGAUGACGGGCUAUGUUCAUAAUGAUCAACCAGAUGCUGCCAUCUAUGUUUUCCAACAGAUGCUGGAAUUCGGCUCUUAUCCGACAAAUUAUACUUUAGGAAGUGCUUUGACUGCAUGUUCUGCACUGAAUUUUCUUGACUUGGGGAAGCAAAUCCAUGCCUACAGUAUUAAAUACCAGAUUGACCAUGAUACAAGCGUUGGGAACUCCCUUUGUUGCUUAUACUCGAAAUGUGCCAGCUUGAAUUCUGCUAUUAAAGCCUUUCAAAAGAUUGGGAGAAGGAAUGUAAUUUCAUGGACUAUUAUUGUUUCUGCUUGUGGAGAUAAUGCUAGAGCUGCAAAGGGACUGAGAUUCUUCACUGAGAUGCUUGCUGAAAAUGUUGAGCCUAAUGAGUUCACUUUGACCAGCGCCCUGAGCAUGUGCUGUACAAUGCAAUCUUUGAGAGUAGGGGCACAAGUUCAUUGUUUAAGCAUUAAGCUUGGCUAUGGAUCAAACCUCCGCAUAAAGAAUUCUAUCAUGUAUUUGUAUCUCAAAUGUGGGUGGUUUAGAGAAGCACAGCAAUUGUUCAAUGGCAUGGAAGACAUGAGCUUGGUUACAAUGAAUUCAAUGAUUGCAGGCUACGGUGAAAUGAUGGAUCUUGCAAAGGAUGAUCUAUCAGCCUACCAUAAUGGAACCGAGGCUCUCAACAUUUUCUCAAAAUUGAAUAACUCCGGCUUCAAACCUGAUCUAUUUACCUUCUCAAGUGUUUUAACUAUAUGUAGUAAGAUGGUGGCCUUAGAACAAGGGGAACAAAUCCAUGCUCAGACCCUUAAAACUGGGUAUUUGUCAGAUGUGAUUGUGGGAACGGCACUAGUUAAUAUGUACAAUAAAUGUGGAAGCAUUGAAAGAGCAAGCAGAGCUUUUCUGGAGAUGUCUGCCAGAACAUUGAUAUCAUGGACUUCUAUGAUUAAUGCUUUUACACAGAAUGGACAGACUCAGCAAGCACUGCAGCUCUUUGAGGAUAUGAGACUGGUAGGAGUCAGACCAAAUCAGGUAACUUUUGUAGGUGUUUUAUCGGCUUGUGGCCAUGCUGGAAUGGUAGAUGAAGCAUUCGGAUAUCUUGAGAUGAUGCAGAAAGACUAUAAAAUCAGACCUGUUAUGGACCAUUACGCAUGCCUAAUUGACAUGUUUGUGAGGUUGGGAAGGUUAGCUGAAGCUUUUGAUUUAAUCAGGAAGAUGGAUUUUCAGCCAAAUGAGUUUAUAUGGUCACUCUUGCUUGCAGGAUGCAAAAGACAUGGCAAAACUGAAUUGGGAUUCUAUGCUGCUGAAAAGUUACUUGAGCUCAAGCCAAAAGAUGCUGAGACUUACCUCUUGCUGUUGAAUAUGUACAAGUCUGCAGAGAGAUGGGAGGAUGUUUCCAAAGUAAGAGCAUUGAUGGAGGAGAAGAGACUUGAAAAGUUAAUGGAUUGGAGCUGGAUCAGCACUAAGGACAAGGUUUAUGCAUUCAAAUCCGAUGAGAGGCAAACUUAUGGGACUGAGAUGCAUGAAUUGUUGGAUGAACUGCUUGAUAAAGCAAAAAGUCUUCUUGGAUAUGAAUCACUUGAAAGUAUUGACUUAGUUGAUGAAGAGGAUGAGGAAAAAACAUUCUCUUCCACUGUUCAACAUAGUGAAAAGCUGGCUGCUGCAUUUGGCCUGUUGAAUAUAGCAGAUGCUGCGCCUAUACGAAUUAUCAAGAACAUUAGCAUGUGCAGGGGUUGCCAUAAUUUUAUGAAGGCCAUCUCUUCACUGAAUGCUAGGAAAAUCAUCGUUCGGGAUCGCAAGCGGCUCCAUAAAUUUGUUAAUGGGCAGUGUUCAUGUGGGGAUAAUGGUAGUUUACUUUGAUGACUAAAGGCAGGUUCCCAACAAUUCCUUUUUCCCAAUUUUCUAAACUUGAAACAUUUCAUACAAAUUAUUUUCUCCGUGAUAUUUAUGAAAAAUUCAAAGGCUCUGUAAAUAUAGACAUUGACAGUCCAUUCGAUUAGGUUAUCGAAACUGUAUGAAACGAACUGUGCUUGAUUUCUUUAGCCAA